Quercus robur (English oak) is the source of this 1210-nucleotide messenger RNA. Its product is annotated as metalloendoproteinase 2-MMP-like. Gene Ontology annotation, molecular function: metalloendopeptidase activity; zinc ion binding. Gene Ontology annotation, biological process: proteolysis; collagen catabolic process; extracellular matrix organization. NCBI's taxonomy places the organism in Eukaryota, Viridiplantae, Streptophyta, Magnoliopsida, Fagales, Fagaceae. The transcript has a single exon. The coding region runs from base 39 to 974 and encodes 311 amino acids. Gene Ontology annotation, cellular component: extracellular matrix. The record is from RefSeq and is a predicted model, not a curated record.
AAAAAAAAGUUCUAGCCUAACUUCAUACUUUCUCAGUUAUGGCUUCCUUUUCUCUAUUUUCAUUCACUCUCCUGCUUCUCCUCCUCCUUCCUCUCCAUUCUCAUGCAACUUCACAAAAUUCCCAUGAAAAGAAAUUGUCACCCUUUGAGUUUCUCAAACACCUUCAGGGAUGUCAUAAGGGAGACAAGGUCAAAGGUAUCCAUAACCUCAAAGCCUACCUUGAAAAUUUUGGUUACUUGAGCUAUAGCCAGUCCAAAAAUCAAACUCAUACCAAUGGUGAUGAUUUCGAUGAAUUCUUGGAAUCCGCCAUUAAAACUUACCAACUAAACUACCAUCUCAACGCCACUGGGACUAUGGAUGCCAAAACAGUAUCAUCAAUGAUGAUGCCUCGUUGUGGGGUGGCAGAUAUCGCCAACGGGACGAAUUGGAUGCACUCAAGCAAGAGGAAACAUCACCACCACCAUGGUUCUUUUCGGACCGUCUCUCACUAUUCUUUCUUCCAAGGAAAUCCCAAGUGGCCAGCUUCUAAGUACCACCUCACCUAUGGAUUUCUCCCUAGCACCCCUGUUGAAGCCAUGAACCCCGUUGCACAAGCUUUCCAAACAUGGACUGCCAACACACACUUCACUUUCUCGCGAACUCAAGAUUACACAAAUGCAGAUCUCAAAAUUAGUUUCCAUAAGGGGGAUCACGGAGACGGCUAUCCUUUCAAUGGAGCUGGUGGGAGCAUCGCCCAUGCUUUCUCACCAACUGAUGGGAGAUUCCAUUAUGAUGCAGAUGAACAAUGGAGUGUCGAAGCAACUCCAGGUGUUGUUAGCUACGAGACGGUUGCCUUGCAUGAAAUUGGGCACCUUCUUGGGCUUGAGCAUAGCUCAAUUGAAGGGGCCAUCAUGUGGCCUAAAGUACGUUCAGGAGUGAUCCAAGGUUUGCAUAAGGAUGAUAUUGACGGCAUUAAAGCCUUAUAUAAUUUUUGAAAGUGCAAGGAUUUGAAAUCUUCAAUUUUAGUGGUUGGAGAGAAUAAGACAUUUGUCAUGUACUAUUAAAUUAAAGUGCAAUGCAUGCACGACACUAGGAUUAUUGGGCCAUAUAUUAUGAAAAAGGGACUGAGAUUGGGUGCAAGAGACAAAAUAAAGUUUUUACGUACUCACAGGAGAAAUUAACGGUUGUUUAUAUUUUUCUUCAUGUUGUAAUAGUAAUUCUUCAUUUUUUU